Molecule: messenger RNA, 8163 nt
Organism: Scophthalmus maximus (turbot)
Lineage: Eukaryota; Metazoa; Chordata; Actinopteri; Pleuronectiformes; Scophthalmidae
Gene: cep290
Product: centrosomal protein 290
Exons: 52
Coding region: 374-7684 (2436 amino acids)
Biological process (GO): kidney development; camera-type eye development
Source: RefSeq, a predicted model, not a curated record
AAAGUCGGGGUCUGUGAGAGCUGAUGUCAUAUCGGCCACACAUUUGCGGCUUGUGAACGUUCCCCGCGAGGCUCCUUUUUUCUUCUUCUUCUUCUCCCUAGCUUAAACGUGCUAGCUGUUGUUGUCAGCCGUAACCUAGCAGCCGAGAGCGUCGCGUCGCGCCGUGGGAGCGUCGGGAUGGAUGCUUCCUGUCCUCCGCCCUGCGCCCGCGGAGUCCACCGCGUCCAGCGAGGGUGUGGGCCUACAUCGCCGCGGGUGCUCGCUGGCGGUGGCGUCUGAUUUGUACGCCGAACGCGCGCGUGUUUAGCGGACGGCUCUCUGGCUAACCGGCUAGCGCGGAGCUGUGCGUUCUGUUUCGUCACACACACGCGCAAUGGCCAAGAUGCCGGCCGCCCUCGGGUGGGAUCGAGUGACGCGCAUUGACCCGGCGACCCUGCACGAGAGUGGCAAAGACCGAGUGGACGAGGUCUUCGACAUGUUCAUCAUGACAGAAGACUGGGAGCUGGAGGAGAAGACUCCCGAGGACAUCGCCCACGUCCUCAGAAUGUUCCGCGCCCUGCUCAAGAUAAAGGAUCGGGAAAUCGCUCUGUCUGUCAAAUUCCUUGAAGACGCUGGGGUUCAGCAUGCCAAAACUGAAAAUGAACUCCUCGCCAAGGUGUCGAGGCUGGAAAAGGAGCGCAAGCACUCCGGCGCUGGGCCAGACACCCGCUUCCUGAGGGAUGAGAUUCGGCAGCUCGAGGCGCAGCUGGAGCAAAAGGAGAACGACUUGAUCCAGACGAAUAAAGAAAUGGUCAAAGAAAAGAAAACCAGUGAGGAGUUGCUUUUGCGAGCAGAGAAGGCUGAGGAUGAGGUCAAGAAGCUGAAGAGAGAGAAUGAGCAGCUCCACCAGGAUGUGGAUUACUAUCGCGGAGAGCUGGAGCAGAAGGAGCCGGGUCCGUCCCGGGACGAGAACGCAGAGACCCAGAGAAAGCUCACCUCUGCCAACCGCCACCUCGGCCAGUGCCUGGAAGACCUUGAGCGAGUGGAGGAUGAAAACUUGUACCUGAAGACGCAGAACGAACAGAUGCAGAAAAGUCUGGAGGAGUCUGUGCGGGAGAUGGAGAAGAUGACGGACGAGUACAACAAGAUGAAGAUCGUCUUGCAGCAGACUGACUCCAUCGUGGACCAGCUCAGGAAAGAGAGGGAUCUCGCAAAGCUGCAGGUCAGGGAGUUAACAGACAAAAUCCAUGGCAUGACCGAGGAGGAUGACCCAAUCAUGGCGGCAGUUAAUGCCAAAGUGGAAGAGUGGAAGGGAGUGCUAUCGGGGAAGGACGAUGAAAUUCUCUUGUACCAGCAGAUGAUCCGCGAUCUGAGGGAAAAGCUGCGCACAGCCCAACUGGACCUGGACAAAAGCAACAUUAUCGCCUUGCAGCAGGUCAUAUAUGAACUCUGUGCUGCCGUUCAAGAGCGGGAUAACCAAAUCAAGAUGCUGAGCGAGCAGGUGGAGCAUUACACGCGGGACAUGGAGAAGCACACCCUGCUCAUCGAGGAGCUUAAGACGUCCACAAGGAAAGACAGAGCCCUCCCGUCCACCACACAGCAGAGGAAGAUGGAGGAGCUGAGGUCUAAGCUGGAAGCCGCGGAGACCCGAGCAGCGGAAGCAGAGCAGGCCGUAAAGCUUGCAGAAGCUCAUGCUGAGGAAAAAGACAAAGCACUCAUUGAGGCCUCAAACCGCUUGGGCCAGUACGAGUCUGGCACUUAUGGCCUGGAAGCUGCCAUUGCGGAGAUCAAAGAGUGUAAAAAUCAAAUUAGAGUGCGGGAUCGGGAUUUAGAGGCCAUGACAAAAGAGAUCAACCAGCUGGAGAUGAGAAUCGGUGACCUCAUGGAUGAAAAUGAGGAUCUCCGAGAAAAACUAGGUCUGGGACCAAGGCAGGAAGUGGAUCUGACCGAAUUCAGGCGAGCCAAAGAUCUCAGGCAACGGCAGUACAAGGCAGAAAACCAAGUCCUCACCAGAGAGAUUGAACGGCUUGAGGAGGAAAGACUGGAGCUAAAGAAACAAAUCAGACACAUGGUGAAAGAACGAGGGAUCCCCUCAUCGAGGUCACUUCUGGAAGAAGACAACCAGCCCAGCAGAAGUGUGCCACAGAGCAGUGCUCACACAGAUGAAGAGAUCAGACGCAAGAAUGAGUGCCUAGAAAAAGAACUGAGCAAAAAGGAGCGUGAGCUGAGACUCAACAAGACCCAGUUUCAAGCCAAAUUGGAGGAACUGUCGAGAGUAAAACAAGAUCUGGAGGCUGUGCUGAAAGACGUCCUCCAAGCAAUGAGGAUUAAUCAGGGCGCCACUCAAUCGGAUGGUGCCAUCAACAUUGCCAGUCUGGAAAGGUUAGCUAACGCAAUAGAUGUCAACAUGAGUGGGCAGUCUGAAUCGGCCCUGCACCUCAGGCCCCAAGUACAUCAGCUGCUGGGGAGAAACGAAGAACUGAGGCAGGAGUUGAAAUUGGCCCGCGAGGAGGCGACCAGCAGCUUUGGCAAGCUUGCCGCGGCCAAAGAGAAGGUGAGCCAACUAGAAGGUCAGUUGGAGUUGGUGAAGAAGUCAGGGAGCAGUGGAGUCGUCCUCCGACCGCUGACCCUCCCUGAGGGCCUGGGGCCCAGUAGCACCGAGGUCAUCAGUUCCUUGAAUGAGUACGCUGUUCGACUUCUUCAGGAGCUCAAAAACAGGGAGGAACAAAGCAAGAAACUUGAAGCAACAUUGGGAGAAUACAAAGAGAAGUUUGCUGUUGUCAGCCACCAACAGGGACUCCUCUAUAAAGAAUACCUGAGCGAGAAGGCAGAGUGGCAGAAGGAGAGAGAGACAUUGGGAGAAGCGAAGGAGAAGCUGGAAGAACAACAGCAGGUGGACGCUGUUAAAAUCCAAGAGUUCAGCGGGCUGCUCGACACGCUUGAAAAGGAUCCAGAGGAAGGCAGGAGGCGGCUGAGCGAGGCGGCGCGCAAGUUGACGGUGCUGAAGGUCAACGAGAAGAAGCUGACGCGACGCUACACCACCCUGCUGGAGCAGGAGCAGCACCUCCGCAGGGAGAACGCCAAUCUGCGGAAUGACAGCGGCCACAUGCAGGCGUCUGUCCGCCAGAAGAUAGGCUACCUGCAGAGAUACAAGGAAAUGGCAGCGUAUCAGAUGGCAGCGCUGCAGAAGGCCUUGGAGGAUAGUGUGCCCUCAUCUGACCUGGAGAAGGCGAACAAACAGUACACAGAGCUCACAGUCAAAUACAGGGACAUACUGCAGAGGGACAGCUGCCUCAUACAGAGAACCACCAACCUCGAACAUUUGGAGAAUGAGAAUGAGUCUCUCCGGCAGCAAAUCUCUGCCAUUACCAAGGAACUGGAGAUCACGAAGGAGAAACUGAACACGUUGGAGCAAGCGUGGGACAACGUCACUUCAAUCGGUGAAAAUGGCCUGGAUAAGGCGAACAAGGCACUUGCCAACAAUGAAAUGGUCUCCUCCGCCAGACGGAUCACCACUCUGGAGAUAAAAGAGCUGAAUGAGAGACAGAGGGCCGAGCAUGCCAACAAAAUGUAUGAACACUUGAGGAGCUCCCUCGGACAAGUGGAAGAGCGCAACUUGGAGCUGGAGUCCAAGGUUGCUGAGUUGACCCGGAUGAACGUCGACGCCCAGAGGAUCGAGCGGGAGCUGAGAGACGAGCUGGCGAACAGCAUCAGCAAGGCAGUGAGCGACGCUGACAGAGCCAAGAUCACGGAGCUGGAGAAGGCCGAGGCAGAGCUCCGCAUCGAGGUUUCUAAGCUUCAGGAGGUGUCUGAUGUGGCUGUGAUGCAGGCGUCUGCUCUACAGGCCAGACAACAGUCCAAUGAGAGGGAAGUAGACAUUUUGAGGAGACAAAUAAUGGACUACCAGUCACAGUCGGAUGAAAAGGCCCUCAUUGCCAAGCUCCACCAGCACAUCGUGGCACUGCAGCUCAGUGAGUCUGCUGCUUUGGCCAAACUGGACGCGUCCACCUCCCACAUUCACCAGCUGGAGGCCUACAAGCUGCGUGCCGAACAGCGGCUGGACGCCGGCGAGCGCACUCUGUUCCUCGCCCGCCAGGAGGGCAGAAACCGCUCCAAGCACCUACGGCAGACCAUCCAGUCGCUGCGCAGGCAGUUCGCUGGCGCGCUGCCGCUCCCCCAGCAGGAGAAGUUCUCUGUGACCAUGGUGAGUCUCCAGGAGGACCGAGCAAGGGCCCGGGAGGAGAAGAGGAAGGCAGAGGAGGAGAGGAGGAGAGCGGAAGGCAGGGCGGAGGAGCUGGAGCUGAGGCUCCGCGGGCUGGAGGAGCUCAUCUCAACACUGAAAGACGUGAAAGGAGCCCAGAAGGUAACUGAAUGGUACAAGAAGAUGGAAGAGGCCCGUCUGCAGGAGGUGAGGAAAGGUAGGGAACUGGUGGUCCAGAAGGAGGAGAUCACAUAUCUGAGGAACCUCGUGGCGGAACAGGAGCGAACCAUCUGGUCGCUGGAAGAGGACGCUGUGCAGCAAAACAUGAUGCAAGAGGAGCGACAGUUCGCAUGGGAUCAGCGAGAGGUGGAGCUGGAGCGUCAACUGGACCAGUACGAGAAGCACCAGAACGAAAUUCUGAGCAGUGGGGGAAAGUUUGACGAAGGCGCAGUCUCCUUUCCAGACCCAAGUCUGCCUCUCGCUCAUCAGUUAGAGUUUGCUCUGGGUAAAAUCAGAGAGCACGUCCGCACCAUCAUGGACACGCAGGCCACCUGCAGAAGUUUGGAUGAGAAGCUGAUAGAGAAAGACGGCGCUCUGCGGAAGGCGGACCAGAACAUCGUGUCCAGGGACAGGGUCAUCAAUGAGCUGCGGCUGCGGCUGCCGGCCGCCGCCAACAGGGAACGCCUGCUCGCCGACCUGGCCAAGCACGAGGAGGGACAGAUGGACAGCCAGCCCGCCCUCAAGCUGGCUCACCAGGCCGUCAAAGACCUGCAGAGUCGGCUUGACAAAAAGGAGGACGUGCUGAAGAAAUACCAGAACCAGCUGGCUCAAGCCAGACAGGAUCAAGAGGAGAUGAUCAGGAGGCACCAGGAGGAGCUCAGACUGCUGCAUCAUAAGCUGGACACGCACACGGACACCUCCCUGGACCGCUUCAAGCAGACAGCCAUGGACCUGAUGAAGAAGCCCACCAUCAGCGUGCCGACCUCCAAGCAUCUGGAGCGCCUGGCUGAGUUGGAGCAGACGGUGGCCGAGCAGGACCUCUCGCUCGCCUCCGCAACGGAGAAGCUGAAGAUGACCACCGCUGAGCUGGAGCGCCAGAGGAGCGCCGCGGUUGCGCAGGCCAAGAAAAACGCAGACGGGAUGUCAAAGAUGGAAGAGUAUCAUACUGCCCAGGUGAAGACCCUGACUGGUGAGAGGGAAGAUCAGAGGGGCCAGAUGGCCCAGAUGGAGAAGGAGAUGAGCUACCUCCGAGCUGAGCUGGAGGCCCAGAAGGAGGCCAACGUCCGCUCCCCCAGCAACACCAUGAAGAACCUGGUGGAACGGCUCAAGGCACAGCUCGCCCAGAGAGAGAAGCAGCUCAAGGCCCUCAGUAAGGCUCUGUUGGAGCUGCGGGCGCAGAUGACGUCCGCUGCAGAGCAGCAAGUCAUCGCCAGCGCUGCACAAAAGGAGGAGAGUCUCAAUGUGCAGAUUCUUAUUGACAGGCACACCAGAGACCUGAAGGGGCGAGUGCAAGAACUCAGUGAAGAACUCCAAGCGGCGAAGGAGUCUGCCAAAGCAGCCAGAGGUCGGGAGAACACCCUGAAGGAGGAAGUGGACUGCCUGAGCCAGGACCUCCAGAGGAGUCAUAAAACCCAGAGACGUCUGCAGGCUGAGAGGGAGGAGAGGGAGCAGGAAGUUCAGGAGCUCAAGCAACAGACCAAGAGGCUCAGCAGCGCCCUUCAGAAUCAACCAGAACCAGACGGGAAGGGGCCGACCAUUGACAAUCUCCAGAAGAAGAUCAGGAGGCUCGAGUGUGACUUUGACAAGAGAGCAGAAGUGAAACAUGGCAAAGAUGAUCGUGGAAAGACCAAAGAAGAAAUCUUGCGGUGGGAGGAGGGUAAGAAAUGGCAGACGAGGAUGGAAAAAGUGAAGAAUACAGUAAAGGAGAAAGAACGUGAGAACGAGUUCUUGUCGAAACAGCUCGGCACUCUGAAGGACCUCUAUGGCAGACUGGAGCAAGAGAAGGGUGCGCUGCAGAAAAAGCUCAAGGCUCGAGGUGUGACUGCUGACCAGGUGGUGGGAGUGAGGGCCACGGAAAUGGAGAAGGAAGUGGAAGAGCUGAAGAAGAAGAACUCCGACCUGGAGACGCAGAUCCUCACCAUAAAACAACACCAGGCUUUGCCUCGUGACGACGCCAUGGAGAAUCUGACGCUCAGGAACCGCUACCUCGAGGAGAGAGUCCACACUUUAGAGAGUCAGAUGUCCAAAGAGUCCUCGUCGAGACCCUCUACUUCAGGGCGAGGCACUGGCACUCCCUCACAGAGGGAUCAAGACCCCCAAAAGGAAAACCUCAAGCUCGCCUCUGAGAACCUGGAGCUGCGCUUUCAGCUGGAGCAGACCAACAGAGAUUUGCCGAGGCUCAAGGAUCAAGUUGCAGACCUCAAGGAGAUGUGCAGUGCACUGAAAAAGGAAAAGGCAGAGGUGAAGAAAAAGCUGGUACACAUACAAGGAGCCGGCCACAGUGGCAAAACAGUGCCUGAACUUGAGAAAACCAUCGGGCUGAUGAAGAAGGUGGUGGAGAGGGUGCAGAGGGAGAAUGAGAUGCUGAAGAAGUCCGGUGCACCCGCGAGUCAAGACAACGCCGCUGCCUUGGAGCGAGAAAACCAAAAACUGAAGGCGGACUACGAGACACUGAAGAGCCAAAGUGAAGCUGAGCUGAGUUCAAAACUUGAAUCCAAAACCAGAGGGCUGGAGAAAAUAGUGAUGGAAAACGAACGUCUGCGCAAGGAGAUCAGACGGGAAAUGGAGGCUGCGGAGAGGCUGAGGGCGACCAAAACGGGUCUGGAGGUGAACAACGACAAGCUGGAGGCGGAGCUGGAAGAAACCAAACAGCGGCUCCGGGCGGCACUGUCCAGACCCAUCGCGGAGGGAGCGGACAACAAGACCUGGAACGCGUCCGUGGUAACAAGAAUGUUUGAGAACAAGAUGAAGGAGCUGGAGAAGGAGCUCUCCCACAAGACCCUCAGCCUCUCGGAACUCAAGCAACGGCUGAAGGAGGCGAACGAGCGCGAGGAAGGGGCCCGGACGAGCAUCGGGCAACUUGAAGAUCAGGUUGACAUGUUAAAAAUAUGUCCUACUGCUGCGAAGACGGACGCGGGACUCGCCAAGGAGUUCCAGGCAAUGAGGUUGGUCUACACCGAGCUGCAGAAGGAGAACGAAGAUCUGAAGAACAGGCUCAGCGAGUACAGUGAGCCAUACGGCGAGGCGUCGUCUAAACCAGAUCUCGCGAAGCUCCGAACUCGUCUGCAGGCGGCGGAAACGGAGAAGGUAAAACUUCACGCCGAGGUCCACAAGCUGCAGAGGGAGUUGGAGAACUUUGACCCGACGUUCUUCGAGGAGAUCGAAGACUUGAAGUACAACUACAAUUUGGAGGUGAAGAAGAACAUCCUGCUGGAGGAGCAGCUGAGGAAGGUGUGUGAUCGGUUCGGUGUAACGGUGGAACUGCCGAGUGUGUCCAUCAGUUGACCCUGAGUCGGGGCCGUUAGACCGACACCUGCACACACGUCGAUUUUUAUCAUUAUCAGUUUAGAUCUCCAAGGGUAGUUGGGCAAUGAAUCUCAAUAUUAGCCCUCAGCGAAACGUGUCUGCAUGAUCAAGUAUAAUAAACUCUGAUCAGAUUUACAAUCUUGUUUACUUUGCCAUUCAUUAAAUUCGACUGCUUUUAGUUGAUUGAUGAGUUUUUCAAUCUUUUUUCAAAGUAAGUUUGGUAUUGGUGCUGAAGCUCAGGUAUUGUAUCACCACUAUCAACAUUGUUUACAUCUUAGUGCUAAGGCUGUGUAAUGUAUCAUAAACGCUACAUGGCUCCUUCCUCUUUCUUAAGGCAGCUUUUUAAUGUUAAUGUAAGCGAUGUAGAUUUAAAAAAGUAUUUGUACAGUUCUAUCAGACAUAUCUAUCAUGUCGUCUAUGUAAAUGUGUAUUUGUUAAUAAAGCAGCUUUAAACUUAA